AUGGGAAAAAAUCGACUUGUGCUCACAAGGAGCUUUGCGCAGCAGAGCCCUCUGGUGUCGGGGAGGGGCGCGGGCGGGCGACGCGACCAGCACAACCGUCUGGGACUGGGCCCCGCCGCCUCCGCCACACUGCGCGCCUCCUCUUUGUCUUCGCACAUCACCGACAAGCGCUGUCCUUACACCGUGACCCACGAGCACUCG
Molecule: messenger RNA, 201 nt
Organism: Iphiclides podalirius (scarce swallowtail)
Lineage: Eukaryota; Metazoa; Arthropoda; Insecta; Lepidoptera; Papilionidae
Source: the annotation of a GenBank genome assembly